AUGUCGUUUCGUUUCAAUAAAGCUACUUUCGAGGACAACUCGUUCAACGAGCAAAUCCGAGAAAAACUGACGCAUGCUCUAAAUGCUGAUAGCGGAAGCGGGUCACAGUCGAAAAGUGCGAAUGCAUCAAACUCGGCUGUUACCGAUGAAGUGAAACAGGAAACCAAGGGACCAAAAAAACUUGAUAUUUUGAAGAGUGGGAUCACCGUUAGCAAAGUCAAUUUUCCUUCGAUUCCGCAACUGGAGAUCCUGGAUCUGGAUCUUUCGGCGCAGUCCAAGUCGCUUCUGAAGGGUAUUUGCAAGAUCUCUUGUAAAGAUGCUAUGUUGGAGAUUAACACGGAAAUCGAAGCGAAUUUGCUGCUGUUAUAUACCAACAACGGGCCGGCUUUCACGACUCCGCGCUUGAUAUCAAACGACUCAUUCACGGUUCCAAUAACCAUGACUUUCGACCAAAUUGAGCUGGAAGCCAUAACUAAUAUUUUCGUAAAAAACACCAGCGUCGGUAUAUCCUUCAAUGACGUGAACCUCGACUUUAAUUUCGACUGCUCCAUCAAGCUCUUGCAAUCGAGCAUUGAGAAACGGCUGAAGGGCUCUAUGGAGACUGUCUUCAAGGAUGUGCUACCCAGCGUUAUCUUCAGCAUGAGCCAAAGAUGGUUCACCCACGGAGAAACAACAGGCGGUUAUCCAGAGGAAAAACUGCAACAACAUGUCGAGAGUCAAUCGCAUCUGCCUCGAGUGAUACUGGAAGACUCAGAUUUGGAGGAUCUGUCACCUGCAACUAUGCUGCGGCUCUCUACGCUGGUGUCAUCUCGCCAGUCUCUGUCGCUGAACCCCACCGCAAUGAAUACCUUGAGUGCAAUUCCUGGUUGUUUGGAAAGGCAGAAUUUGCACAGAUUCAACUCUCGUGUUCCAGCUCUUAGCAACUUUUACCCAGAUUUUCAUGCAGCAGAAGCUCCGGAUCUAAAGUUGUUGGGCAGGUCGGUAAGCUCGAACACUAUCGUCGGCGGUGGUUACAAUCAACAGCUCAAUACAUUGCCGCAAAGAGUUCUAGAUGAGAGAAGCUACAAUUUAAAUACCAUUGCUUCUGUUCAGUCUCGCAUAUAUGAACGAAGUAACGGAGACAACACCAAUUUGAGGAGACGAAAAAUUAAGAUGGGUGGCCGUAACAAAUCUAAGAUUCAAGUAUCCAAAAAGUUGGAAAGGAAGGCUAGUGUGCCAGACGUGGAGGGUAUAGCAGAAGCUGGUCCCCCCACUUCACUAAGCAACAACGCCGAACGGUCAGAGGCUAACGUGAGGAAUACCCCAGACUUUGUGCACUCCCCUCGACCUGUAAGUGUCGCUCAAUCGCCAGAACUUUUAGGAGAGAAUUCUGCCUUCUUCAACAUACCUCAUUUGCAACUGUCUGCAAAGGCAGGUGCUAAUCAAACAUAUCCAGUGGUUUCGCCUCCUACACCAAAGCUGAACUUACUAGAGGAGGCCCAAAGCUUGAAUCGCAGGAGAGACCUUCAAAAGCUACGGUCCAGUCUUUACUCGCCCAUGCGGAACAGCAAAUUCUAUGUCACUAGAGAAAUGGAAAGGCCAAUUUUGGAGCACAAGGGUUUAAGUUUUGUCGGAUUGGCUCAAGGUCUUAAGUGGGGAAGUGAGGAUCUUCCACCUCCUUACGGUUGCUAG
This is a messenger RNA of Lachancea dasiensis, 1671 nucleotides long. Lineage: Eukaryota; Fungi; Ascomycota; Saccharomycetes; Saccharomycetales; Saccharomycetaceae. The record is from the annotation of a GenBank genome assembly.